Molecule: messenger RNA, 2508 nt
Organism: Brassica rapa (field mustard)
Lineage: Eukaryota; Viridiplantae; Streptophyta; Magnoliopsida; Brassicales; Brassicaceae
Product: early nodulin-like protein 3
Cellular component (GO): plasma membrane
Molecular function (GO): electron transfer activity
Source: RefSeq, a predicted model, not a curated record
UCUAGCACUUUAAAAAAAGAAAAACGUUUGAAUCAGUCGCUCUACCAAUUAACAGCCAUUAAAGAUGUUUAGUUUCGUUCUCGACCACAACGGCUCCUUAAGUCGUAACUCGUAACUAGUAUUAGUACUCGAGAACUUUCAAGUCUAACGUAUAAACUACUGGUGUUACAAAAAAUAAAACGUAUAAACUACUGUUACCGUUUGUAUACAGUUUUGAUUAUAAUCAAUUACUAGUAGCAGUUAUACGACAGAGAGAAAUGUACUGCUUUAUUAGCUGUUAAUAAAAUUGAACAAGGUCAAAGACUACACUACACAACUGGUACCUCUUACGUUAUUACAUUGUAAAAGUACGUGUACUAAAUAUACUUUUGCUUUUACCUAGGACUAAUCUUUGUGUGUCAUAGAUUGAGACAUGUUCAAAUCUAUAAAGAUUCCUUUUGCCAAAAUUAUAUUAUCACUUAAAGUUGAUUUAAGUAAAUAGAAUAAACACAAAAUUAACUACUCAUUCAUGCAUACAUGAUUGGUGGCCUAAUGGUUUAAGAAGAUUCAUCAUGGCAGGCUGGGUAUUCCAGAUAUACGUAAAUUUGAUAAAAUAGACAACUAUGAAAAUAAUGAACAAGAAAACGAGAGCAAGUAUCGUAAUUCAUUUCCAUAAUUUUCAAAUAUUGUUUUAUUUUAUAUUUUUCUUCUCGUUUUCAAGAUUUUAUGUACUUCAUGUGUUUUAAAGAAUAUCAUUUUAACAUUUUUUUCUUGUUAAAAUAAUGUCAUUUUAGAAUUCUAAUGCAAAUUAUACUUAUUUUCUGUUUGAUAUAAUUAAUUGCAAACUGCAUGGAUCUUAUAAAAAAUCUAUUUAUCUCAAUUAAUAUUGCUCAAAUAUAUGUAAUUCAUAAAAAUAUAAAUAUGUGAAAAUGUCAAAGUGACAUUUUUUAUGAAAUGGAGUAGUAUAUUUUAACAAUAUUUUAAUGUAUUUGUAAAUGAUAUUCCUAGUUUUUAAUAUCUCUCAUUAAUAAAAUUAUUAAAUAUAUAUGGAAACUUAGUAUAUAUUUCAAAAAGUGGAUCUAUUUUUUUUUGAUAAAUUCUUUAAAACAAGUUAAUUAGCUGUUUUGGUAAUUUUGCAAACAAAUUAAAUGUUUUUGAAAACAGUCAAACAAUAUAUUGAGUACAAACAACUCAUGGCAAUCUAUUAAACAUUUCAAACCAAAAAUUUCGUGUCAGUUUCUAAAUUCACUAAUAUAUUCUGUAAAAACUGUCAUUGACUUACCAGAUCAGAGGAAGAUUACACUUUAAUAUUAAUCAAGACCAUAUUUAUUUCAAGCUCGGUCGGAUCUCCCGAACCUAAGCAAAAACUCGGUUAAGCUCCAACCCACAAUGGCUAUAUAAACAGCAUCCACCACACCCAAGUAUCUUCACAUUUGUGCUAAACAAAAACAAAAGAGAGACAAACUCCAAACACCAAACUCAAAAAUAACCAGAGAGUUGUUUGCUCUAAACUAGAAGUCAAGAAAAUGGGAAUCAUAGUUCCAGUAUUGACCCUUGUUUUCCUCUUGCUCACCACAAUGAGCCAUGCUGCCUCCAAACCGAGGAUGAUUCUGGUUGGUGGAUAUGUUGGGGCGUGGAAGGUUCCAGAUUCUCCCAGCAACACUCUCAAUCACUGGGCUGAGGCAAAUCGUUUCAAAGUCGGCGACGUUCUUGUGUGGAAUUAUGACGCGAAAGUUGAUUCGGUGUUACAAGUGACAAAAGAAGAUUACGAUAGUUGUAACAUAGCAAAGCCCUUGAAGCAGUUCAAUGAUGGAGACACAAAGUUCGAGCUUGACAACUCAGGAGCUUACUUCUUCAUCAGUGGUGCUCCUGGAAGCUGCACUAAAGGCGAGAAGAUUCAUCUUGUUGUUCUGUCUGAACGCAAUAAUCCUGGUGGCGGUAGCGGUGACGGUGGCAGUCCUAUGGUCUCUCCCGUUACUAGUUCUCCGGCGCCUUCAACUCACGCUCCAGCUCCAGCUCCAAACGCUGCGGUUGGAUUGAAGGUUGGAAGCGGUUUGUUCUUGACCGCGUUUGCGAUUGUUUUGGCUAUGGCUUAGAGGCAUUGAUCGAGAGAAUGCAGCGUUAUCGUUUUCAAUCUUUUUAGCAAGAUUUAUUAUUUGUCUUUUUUCAUGUUGUUAAAGUUUCAAAUCUUUUUUAGCAAGAUUUAUGUGCGUUUUUCAAUUAAAAAGGAUGUUUAUCACUCUCAAAAGUCUAUUCUUGUGAUUUGAGCUUAAUUUUAUAUCUGAACGUUUUUAUUAAUCUCAACAUGGGAACGAAACUGAAAAUCCUACUAUAUAAAAGGAACUAAAUUCAAGGCUUUUGGGACUAUCCACCUCAACCAAAAUAUUCUCAUCCAAAAAAAAUUAGAAAUAGAUGUCAUUUAGAAAAUAAUUAAUAACAUACAAUUUUUGAUAUUUUUAGAAAUUUCAAAUUUGUAACUGCUAAUUUAUUAAUAAAAAAGGAACUAAAUUCAAGGCUAUUGAGACUAUC